AUGGGUGACGAUGAAUCCCGACUCCUUCUCGACGAUCCAAACAACUCCCAAUAUGGAAGCUUUGGCGACCAGAACAUGAAUGCACAGGCAGACCCUCAAGAGUCACAACGUGAAACCGAGGCUCUUCAAAAGGUUGUUGCGAAAACAUCCAACAAUCUGGUUGAUAUCUUCGAGAUCGCACCUCAAGAACCACAGCAGGCCUACCCUGCCGCUGUUGACAGUCAAGAUGUCCGCCUCUCCCGGUACCAGGCGAUUCUGUCAAAACUCUCGGCCGACGACGACGACGACAAGUCCACAGGCCAUGUGGACUGGCUGAGCGACGAUGACACAAUGGACACGCCUACAGGUCCGCCGAGUGUCAAGGAGGGUGCAGGUGAGCCUCUUGUGGGCACUUUUGCAGACGCAACAGCCGUAGCCUAG
Truncatella angustata is the source of this 420-nucleotide messenger RNA. Its product is annotated as late endosomal/lysosomal adaptor and MAPK and MTOR activator-domain-containing protein. Gene Ontology annotation, cellular component: membrane raft; late endosome membrane; Ragulator complex. The transcript is spliced from 3 exons. The record is from RefSeq and is a predicted model, not a curated record. Bases 1 to 420 code for a protein of 139 amino acids. Gene Ontology annotation, biological process: cholesterol homeostasis; lysosome organization; endosomal transport. NCBI's taxonomy places the organism in Eukaryota, Fungi, Ascomycota, Sordariomycetes, Amphisphaeriales, Sporocadaceae.